Messenger RNA from Cyprinodon tularosa, 2008 nucleotides. Its product is annotated as E3 ubiquitin/ISG15 ligase TRIM25-like. NCBI's taxonomy places the organism in Eukaryota, Metazoa, Chordata, Actinopteri, Cyprinodontiformes, Cyprinodontidae. The transcript is spliced from 2 exons. The coding region runs from base 248 to 1579 and encodes 443 amino acids. Gene Ontology annotation, molecular function: zinc ion binding. The record is from RefSeq and is a predicted model, not a curated record.
AGUAAUGCAGGGUUUGUCUGUCAACUGUUGCUAAGAAGAGAAGAAGAAAUCCUCCUCUGUCACGUGACACGUUGUUGUUUUUUAAAUCUGACCGCGGGACUCCGCUGAGAUAACCAGGCUUCCAGCGUGGAAUAAAGAACAGGAAUCACAAUCAACAAACCAGAAGGAGGAGUUAACUCCUGGAAUUCACUUUGAAGAUCUGACCUCAGACCAGUGAAACUAACAGUCAUUGUUACUGAGAGGAGAAAUGGCUCAGAAGGUUACUAAUCUAGAGCAAGAAAAAAUCUCCUGCUCCAUCUGUUUGGAUCUGCUGAAGGAUCCAGUAACCAUUCCCUGUGGUCACAGCUACUGUAUGGACUGUAUUAAAGACCACUGGGAUACGGAUGGUCCAAGGAGGAACUACAGCUGCCCUCAGUGCAGGAAAGAAUUCAGACCAAGACCUGUCCUGCAGAAGAACAUCAUGCUAGCUGCUUUAAUCGAUGAUCUAAAUGGAAUCCACAUUUCUCCAGCUGAUCACUGCUAUGCUGGACCUGAAGAUGUGGCCUGUGACGUCUGCAUCGGGAGGAAGCUGAAAGCUGUCAAGUCCUGCCUGGUUUGUUUGGCUUCUUAUUGUGAGAAUCACCUCCAGCCUCACUAUGAUGCUCCACCAUUAAAGAGACACAAACUGACACACCCUGUGAAAAAGCUCCAGGAGAUCAUCUGCUCUCGUCACGAUGAGGUGAUGAAGAUCUUCUGUCGUACUGAUCAGCAGUGUAUCUGUUAUCUCUGCUUAAUGGAUCAACAUAAAGGCCAUGAAACAGUCCCAGCUGAAGCUGAAAGAUCUGAAAAGCUGAAGGAGCUUCACCAGAGUCUGCAAAAAAUCCAGCAGAGAAUCCAGGACCAGGAGAAGGAAGUGAAGCUGCUUCAACAGGAGGUGGAGGCCAUCAAUGUCUCUGCUGAUAAAGCAGUGGAGGAAAAUGAGAAGAUCUUCACUGAUCUGAUCAAUCAGAUCCAGAAAAGAAGCUCUGAUCUGAAGCAGCAGAUCAGAUCCAAGCAGGAAACUGAAGUGAGUCGAAUCAAAGAGCUUCAGGCGGAGCUGGAGCAGGAGAUCACUGAGCUGAAGAGGAAAGAAGCUGAGCUGGAGAAGCUCUCAAACACAGAGGAUCUCAACCGGUUUCUCCAGAACUACCCCUCACUUCCAGAGCUCCCAUUGAAACCACCAGAGAUGCUGAGUGGCACAUUGAAAAGGAUCUCACUAAAGGUCCCUGGAGUGACCUUCAGUGAGUCUACACACUCAUCCAGCAUCAAUAUUCGUCCUCUGACGUACUUUAAGGAUGUGACAGCAGCUGUGUCAGAGCUCAGAGAGAAAAUACAGAAAACCUUGAGUUCCUCCUGGACAACCGUUUUCCUGACGGAUUUAGGCGCCGUAUGGCCGGCGAUAUUCUUAAAACGGUCACAAGAUAACCCUCUAGAUCCAAACAGAAAUCUGAUAUCAUCCGACUGGAUCAGAAAAACACAGAUGCAACAAGAGCAAUCCCAUCCUGACCGUCCGGGCAGAUUCAGCCUGGCAGAUUCCUCCUCCAGUUCCCAGAGGUUCUGAGUAGAGAUCGUUACUGGAGAGGGGCGGAUCUAGACAAACAUAUCAUGGUAGUCGAUUAAUUGUUUGGAUUCGAUAAAAAUAGAGUCCAAACCACAUUCACUAAACCUCUAUAUCCUGGGAUUCUGUUUUCUUUUUUAAGUUUAGUUCUCAGCUAAAGCUCAGCUAAGCUUAGUUCAGAGAUCAGCUGUUUUUUUGUCAUUUUUAUUUGUCAUUUUUGUCAUUUUGAUGUUGUAGUUUGGGUGCUGCCCCUCCCUGUUUCUGUUUCAUAGCCUGUCACUGCUCAGUUGUUUAUAUCCAUUUAUAGAAGCGCUGAGGGAAACUGUAUAUUAAAGUACAUCAGUCGUUGAUUCUAUGGAAAAAGAGAAGCUUCUCGUUUGUUCUGAUUGUAGAAAUGAACAAAAUGGAAAUAAAAGUGCAGAAUAAAUCUCU